AUGGCACACAGUAGUAAUGAUUUUGACCCAUCUAUAGAAGAUUUUACCACAGAAUCAAUUAGUUUUGAUGUAAGUGAUGUAACUAAUAUUCAACAGACAAUUGAUUAUUUUCAAAGUAAUGACAAUUUGAUAAGUGUUGAUAUUCCAGUAGUUGAAGGAUAUAAAUACCCUACUGAGGAUUUGAUAAUAUUAAAAAAUUUAUUGGAUAAAUGGAAUAUGGGGUGUGUUUAUCAAACGUGCAUUGAUAAUUUAAUUGAUUUAAAAGUUCUGACUUACAUGAAGGCAGAGGAUGUUUAUAAGUUGCUAGAAAAAUUUCCAUUAGGAAUCUACAUUUUAUUUCGCCAUGAGCUUGAAGAAUGGCAAAAAGAUGGGAAUUAUAUUUCUUUAAAGAAUAAUUCAAACCAAGGGAUACAAAAUGUACAACUAACAUCAGAAAAAUCAUCAUCAAUGCAGUCAAAAUUACCUUGUAAAACAAAGAUAGAUGAAAUAUUGAAUUCCUCUCCACAGGGUCAUUUAAUACUAGAGUAUUAUAAGCAAAAUAACAAAUUUAAUGAUGGGAUAAGGACUACAUUAGUAGACAUUGUAAUUGGAUAUAUUAUUAGCAAUAAUAUACCAAUGUCAGUUAAUGUAGCAGAAUCGUUGUCGGAUCAAAUUGUUGCCAUGUUCUCCACAGAAAUAAAGGAUGUGUAUUUUUUGAAAGUGGGAUCAAAUAAAAAUCCUAAGGGAAAGCUUUACGCCAAGUUCUAUAAUGCCAUGAGAACUCUAAAAAAUAAUGGGCUAGUUUCCCCUGCAGUCAAAACCGUUAAAAUCGUGCAAGAAAUCAAUAAAUCAAGAUAUGGAAACAUUUGGACGGAAAGAGAUUUUACAUCAGAAAAAAACAUAGAUUCAAUAUUAGAUGUUUUAAAAUAUAACACAACUUCAUAUCCUGAUUUAGAGGAGAAUUGGAAAUCAACGGUUAAUUACCGGUUAAAUGAUAUAAAAAAAUCAACAUCGACAGAAGAGAUUUUAAAAAAUUGGAAACAGUAUUUGAUUCCAUAUGGACACAAACUAAUCGACAUUGACUAUAGUGCCCUAUUUCCUGAUCAAAAUGUUUACAUUGAAUUUGAAAAAAAAUCUGAUAAAAUUUACAACAUUCUAGGGGAAAAAGUAAAAGAUUCCAGCUGUCUUAAAAUAUUAGACCAAAUAAAAACUGGCAACAAUUUAAAUGAAAAUGUAAAGAAUGCUGCUUUGAUGUAUUUGUUACAUGGAAUGUUUGCACCAACAUCUAAAAAGGUGACAAAAGAUGACAAAGGUAGAAAAAACCUUAUUAAGUUCUCUAUAAAAGAUUCACAAGAAAGUUGUAUUAUGUUUGGGGAAUCUGUGGAAAAUAUGGAAUCUCACCUCGAAAAACUUAAAAAACAGGGUAAUCCUAUUCAACCGUUUAUUCUUGUUAUUGGAACCGUUUUUAAUAUUAAAGAAAUAUUAGUUUAUUUUGAUUGUGUAAAGUAUAAGGUACAUUCAAUUUUAAGAGCAAUUGAAGUUUGUUACAAAAUAUUUCAAUUAUUCAAUCUACAAUAUCCUUCAGCAUCAUUAGUUGUAUGGUUGUUUAUUCAGAAAUAUUUUUUUAAUUACUCUUCAAUUUAUGAUAUACCUGACCCUAAACUAACACAAAUAUUAUCUGAAUUAAAUUAA
Molecule: messenger RNA, 1671 nt
Organism: Macrosiphum euphorbiae (potato aphid)
Lineage: Eukaryota; Metazoa; Arthropoda; Insecta; Hemiptera; Aphididae
Source: the annotation of a GenBank genome assembly